AUGUCUCUCCAUAAUAAUUUGACAAGAUGUCUUGUCAUUUUCUGCUUGAUCUUGAACCUUACUCAAGCGAAUUUUCUGCUCGCAUUCGAAGGUUCUGUUGGGACAGGCACAUGUGGCUUCAAAGAUGGUGUUCCAAAGGACCAAGCACUCAUUGGAAAGGCAACUUCAUUAUUCGAAUCUCUAGUUGGUGACCUGUACUUUUACGAUACCUCAAACUUUCGUAUAAUGAAAGUUUCACAACAAGACAAUCUUGUUUCCUCCAUCAUUGGCAAUGGAAAGCUUGGUUAUACAGAAGAUCAUUGUCAAGCAGAUAAAUGUGGUCUCACAUUCGUGGAUGGAAUCUCACUAGUUUCAGAUAAAAUCUUUUAUUUUGAUAGAAUUAUAACACCAACGAGUAGUACAAGAAUUCUGAGAGUGGUUGGAUCUUCUGGUGUAGUGAAUACUAUUUGGCAAGUUGACUAUUGGUUUCCAACAAUGAAUGACAAUGAAAAGAGGACGUUUGUAGUGAGUGAUGAUGGAAAGUAUUUAUUCUUUAAUCAUGAUAAGUUUAUUUGGAAGAUUAAUUUGGCAAGUAUGAAGAUGGAGCUGUUUUAUACUGAGCCUUUAUCUAACAAGAUUACAACGUUUACAAUUUCAAGUAGUGGAUUGAUUUAUUCAACUUUCAAAAAUCAGUUUAGUUUCUUAUAUAGAAGUUUCAAUAUGGAUCCAUCAUCUGCCAUUCUACUUACGAGUACAUCUAACAACAAUGAUGCCUAUCAAAUCAACAAGGAUUUGGGAUUUGUUUCUCUUCCCAAAUCAAUUUAUUGCUCUAACUGUAUAUUUAGUUCAAUUCAAACUUAUGGAAAUACUUUCAAUUUCACGUUUAGUUUGAAUUUUCAAGCUGUAUACGCAGGAAUAGCAGAUCAAUAUCUAGUCCUAUUGAGAAACAAAUAUUCCAAUAAUAGAAUUGAAUUCUCCAAUCUUGAUAAUGGUUUCUUUUUCAUUAUUGAUGAUUGUAAGAUUACAAAAUCAGAUUACACUUCCCUUAAUCAAGGUUGCACUGCCAGUUGCUCCAAUCAAGGAACCUGUGUUGGACAAAUUUGCAGUUGCAAUGAUGGAUGGUUGGGUGAUUCAAUUUGUUCCAAAUUUACAUGUGAAAAAGUUGAUGGUUGUGGCUUGAAUGGACAUUGCAUUGGACCUAAUCAGUGCGAAUGUAAGAAGGGAUGGUCUGGUCCUAGUUGCAACGAUUUUGAUUGUUCGAUGGCUAAGAAUUGCAGUGGUCAUGGCAAGUGUAUUGGUUCAAAUUAUUGUGAAUGUCAAUCGGGAUGGCAAGGUUCUGACGAUUGCUCUCAAUUUUCAUGUGAAAAGAUUACGUGUCAGAAUAAUGGACAAUGUAAUGGUCCUAAUCAAUGUGAAUGUCCAUCUGGUUACAAGGGAUCUCCUGAUUGCUCAACAGUUUCUUGUGAACUAGUUGGAAAUUGCAAUUCACAUGGAUCUUGUGUCGCUCCAAAUACUUGUAAAUGUAAGGAGGGAUGGAGUGGUAAUGACUGCUCUCAAUUUACAUGUUCUCCAUCGUGUCAGAAUGGAGGAGUGUGUACAGCUCCUAAUCAAUGUAAUUGUCCAUCUGGAUAUAGAGGUAGUUUAGAUUGUUCGAAACCUUCUUGUGAAGAUCAGGGAAAUUGUUAUCUGAACGGAGAAUGUGUUGGUCCAAAUACUUGUAAAUGUAAUGUUGGUUGGCUUGGAUCUAAUUGUAAAGAUCCAGAUUGUCAAUUAUCAUGCAAUAAUAGAGGAAAAUGUUCGAAACCAUACGAAUGUGAAUGUGAAGACGGAUGGAAAGGAAUCAAUUUGCUAAUCACCAUGGCUCAUGUAUUGGUCCAAAUAUUUGUAAAUGUAACGAAGGAUGGAAAGGAUUUCAAUGUGAUAUUCCAACUUGUGAAUUGGUUAGAAAUUGUUCGAAUGUUGGCAGUUGUGUAUCUGCCAAUACGUGCUCCUGUCCUUCAAAAAAGUAUGGAUCUAGCUGUCAAUUCGAUUUCGAUUGUUUUGGUUUGGCACCUGACAAUCCAAGUGUUUGUGAAAGUAGAGGAACAUGUGUAG
Naegleria gruberi is the source of this 2073-nucleotide messenger RNA. RefSeq lists its product as uncharacterized. NCBI's taxonomy places the organism in Eukaryota, Heterolobosea, Eutetramitea, Acrasida, Naegleriidae. Bases 1 to 2073 code for a protein of 690 amino acids. The record is from RefSeq and is a predicted model, not a curated record. The transcript has 2 exons.